Messenger RNA from Telopea speciosissima, 1663 nucleotides. Its product is annotated as B3 domain-containing transcription factor VRN1-like. The coding region runs from base 64 to 1518 and encodes 484 amino acids. Lineage: Eukaryota; Viridiplantae; Streptophyta; Magnoliopsida; Proteales; Proteaceae. The transcript is spliced from 6 exons. Gene Ontology annotation, molecular function: DNA binding. The record is from RefSeq and is a predicted model, not a curated record.
UCACUCAUCACGGUUCUCAUCCCUUCACAGUUUAAGAGAUUAGCAGAGCCCGUACACUGAAAGAUGCGACGACGCCGGAGAAUCCGAGAAGGCUCUCGUAUUUCGAGUCCCAAACCCCAUUUCUUCAAGAUAAUCGCCAAAGCAAGUCUUGAAAGUGGAGAGCUAAUGAUCCCGAAAGAGUUCACAAGGCAAUACGCAAAGAAAAUAGCAGAUGUUGCAGUCCUCAAGGUUCCCACUGGGAGAAAGUGGGAAGUAGAAGUUAAGAAAGUCGAUGGAUCAGUUACGUUUCAAAAUGGCUGGCGGGGAUUCCUUGAAUAUCACUCCAUUUCUAUUGGUCACUUUCUCGUUUUCAGAUACGAUGGGAAUUCGACUUUCUCUGUCUUUAUAUUCCAUCAGGGUGCUUGUGAGAUAGAUUAUCCAAGCGACAGUGAAGACGAUCUUGAAGAAUCUAAUCUUCACACUGAAUGCUUGAUCCCCGUAAAGGAAGAACCAGAGGAAGAGGAUCCUGUGGAACCCUUGUGGGCCUUUCCUUCAUUCCAGCCUCUGCCUUCUUCAACGGAUGAGGUUCUCGACAAUGCUCAAGAGCUACGGAUUACUAAGAGAGGGAGAGGGAGACCACGAAAAAGAAGUUCUGCUCGAAAGCAGACGAGAAACAGAAAGCAUCAGGAACUUAGAGAAUUGGGUGAUGGAAGUGGACUAACUGGAAACAAAGGCAAAGGUCCUAUCUUUGAUGCUGAGAAUGAAAUGGAAGUGAUUGAGAUUUCUUCCGAUAAUUCUAAAAAUGAAACAAGCAUGUUUACAGCAACAGAGACUUCCUCACUUAGCAUGGGCGACGAUGCUCAACAUCAGAACACAGAUGCAGACAAUUCCCUACCUUUUGUUCCACUUCCUUCUUGUGAAGAAGUAAGCCCUCAGUUUAAUAGGAGUGAACUUUCAGCAACUGCUAUUCGGGAAGUUGAAUCCAACUGUUUGGAGCAAGAAUGUAGAAGCAAAGAAUUUACAGCUAGGAACAGUACUUCAGCACCUGAACCCGAUGCAGGAAAACACCUUGAUUCUAAAGAUGAAGAGAAUGUGAGCAUGCCCUCAUCUCAGAGGUAUAAUAGGGUUGUGGCAGCAAGUAAGAGGUUGGUGAUGUACCAACAAAGAGAAAAGGCGAUUUCCGCAGCCCAGAUGUUUAAAACAAAAAAUCCUUCUGUUAUGAUAAUCAUGAAACCAUCUUAUGUGUACAAGGGAACGGUAUUGAAUUUUCCAAAAAUUUUUGCCAAAAAGUACCUGAACUACGGAUUGCACAAUGUCAAAGUAUCAGUUUCAGAUGGGAGAACAUGGAUACUUCGGUGCUCUAUAAAGGAACGUAAGGCCAUGAUAAGUGCGGGUUGGUCCAAAUUCGUUCGGGACAAUAAACUAAAAGAGGGAGAUUGUUGUGUCUUUGAACUAUCUAAGGCUAAAGGUAUGGAGCUCAAAAUUUCAAUCUUCCGUGUUGUUGAAGAAGCAGAACCAGAGUUAAAAUAUAAUCAAUAGGACUUCUGCUGAAUAGGGAGCCAAGUAGACUGGCUAUUAACUCCUUUUUUGUGUUGAACUGGUUUUUUAUUUACUUGUGAAAGUAUUGUAUGGAUCUUUACAUUGAUGGAGCAGAAGCAAGAUUUCCUUUUUGGUCAUGUUGGGU